AAAGUAGAUAACACCUGAGCUUGAUGUCCUCGACGCGCCAUAAAAUCAGCAGGUCGGUUUUCCUCUCGAUGAAUUUGAGUAAAACAGACCUGCCGAUGAAGAAUGAGCCAUCGAAAGUAGUAAUAGUUGCAUGUUUUAGCUUUAGAUAAAGUGGCGAAUGUGCAAAUUCCUGAAAUAUUUGCGGAAGACUCGAAUAAGUGAGAAGUUGAGGGGUCAGACCAAAAUUAUAUUAUUAGAAGGUGUGGAAAGUAAGAAAUAGCAGCGCAAAUCUGGCUGGGCAAUUUCAUCACGAGUAAAAGUUAGAAGAUUUGCAGGAAAUUGGAAGGGAAGGCGGCCAAAAAUGGGCAUAAGAUUCGUAUUAAUGGUGAACAAGCAAGGCCAGACUCGGCUUGCACAGUACUACGAAUACCUAAACAUCGAAGAACGGCGAGCACUCGAAGGCGAAAUUGUUCGUAAAUGCCUCGCCCGCAACGAACAGCAGUGUUCAUUUGUCGAGCAUCGGAACUACAAAGUGGUGUAUAGGCGAUAUGCAUCAUUAUUUUUCCUGGUUGGAGUAGACAACGAAGAAAAUGAACUCGCUAUAUUGGAAUUUAUACACCUCCUAGUCGAAACUAUGGAUCGUCAUUUUGGCAAUGUGUGUGAGCUGGACAUCAUGUUCCAUUUGGAGAAGGCACAUUUCAUGCUGGAGGAAAUGGUUAUGAAUGGUUGUAUCGUCGAGACCAGCAAGGCCAACAUCCUCUCUCCAAUACAACUUCUGGAUAAAGCAUCAUAGUGUGUAGCUUGAACACCUUGGAGAGUUUUGACAAUUCUGUUUGUACCAUUGUAUCUAUGCAAAUUCUGUUUCACCAAAAACAAGAUAGUAUGUUGCUUGUUGCGAUGGAGCUAAAUACUCAACCUUGCAUAUUCAGUAUAGAAGCACGACCAUUUAAUAAACAGAGGGAUGGUUCUUUG
Salvia miltiorrhiza (redroot sage) is the source of this 951-nucleotide messenger RNA. Its product is annotated as AP-4 complex subunit sigma. Bases 341 to 772 code for a protein of 143 amino acids. The record is from RefSeq and is a predicted model, not a curated record. The transcript is spliced from 4 exons. Gene Ontology annotation, cellular component: intracellular membrane-bounded organelle. Gene Ontology annotation, biological process: protein transport; vesicle-mediated transport. Lineage: Eukaryota; Viridiplantae; Streptophyta; Magnoliopsida; Lamiales; Lamiaceae.